AUGACGAGGUGGUCCGAAUUCCUUGCUGCAUACAACUACAAAUUAAUCUACCGGCCGGGAAAGAACAUAACACAUGCUGAUGCCCUGAGCCAUUCUCCCCUACCUGAGUUAGAGGAUGAUCCUGCACCAACCACAUCAACACUGCACAUUGAGACGCUGGCAAACCUACCCAUAACAGCAACAGACAUUGCAAAGGAAACCACGAGAGACAGAAUCCUGGCGCGGAUUUUAAAUUGGUCCCAGUGCGGAAAGAUGCCAAAUUUUUCUUUUUCAACGGCCCAUAAUUUCCUCCGUUUCACUCCUGAAUCUUUGGAUUCGGUUAGAAAGAGAAUUGCUGAGAAGGAAGCCAGUCGCUCCAAAACCUCAGAAAAGGCCAAUAAUGAAACGCAAGAAGAAAAUAUUCAACCACAGCUUGAUCUGAAAGUUUUUAAAAAGCUGCCUGUUCUUUAUGGGAAGCCCCCUCCUUGGCUCAUCGGAGAACCGUUGGAAGACGUUGAUCCCUAUUACAGGGAUCAUGAGACGUUUAUGGUGCUGUCAUCCCGAAGUAGAAUCUUUCGAUUUACGGCCUCCAAAUCUUUAUUUUUAUUUAGUCCAUUCCACCCACUAAGAAGACUAGCUAUAAAAAUUUUAAUACAUAUUAUGUUUAUUGCAUUUAUAACGUGUGUUGUUCUCGUCAACUGCGCUUUUAUGGCUUUAAACACUCCUCCAACUGAUGGCAACACUACUGAAAUUAUUUUCACCAGCAUUUACACAGCGGAGUUUGUAGUCAAAGUGAUAGCACGAGGAUUUGUUUGUAAUGAAUUCACUUACCUGCGAGAUCCUUGGAAUGUCUUGGAUUUCUUUGUUUUAAUAAUGACAUAUGUAGCUUUCAAUCAAAAAUUUGGCAGCAUUUCAGCUCUCCGAAUUUUCAGGAUUCUGAGAACUUUAAAGGCAGUUUCUGUAAUUCCAGGCUUGAAGAUCAUUAUAUCUUCCCUUCUUCAGUCGGUAAAAAAACUUGCAAAUGUGAUGUUGCUGACGGUUUUCUUCUUGGCUGUGUUUGCAUUGGUUGGUCUUCAGCUCUUCAUGGGUAACUUAAGACAUAAAUGUGUUGCCUGUUCGCUUCUCAAUGAAAACGUCAACAAAACUGAUUGUUUAUUAAAGGAUGCAGGUAAUGUAUACGUUUCCUGUCUUUUGGAACUAGUUUCACAAAGUCUCCUGGCACUGUCAAAUGAAAACUCGGAAGGGCCCAGUGAAGAAUCUGAAAAUAAAAAACGGAAAAGAACUUUUAAGAGAAAGAAGAAGUGCAAAAACACAAAAUCCAAAACCUAUGGAGAAGACGAAACAAUGUUUUAUUCACCACCUGAUAAAAGUCAAAAGGAACUUAAGGAGAUGGUGAUGUCCUAUCAACUACCUCUUACAAUGCUUGAUGACCCAUUUCAAAGGCAGAAAUUAACAAGUGCUGCCAAUGUGAUUAGCAAAACUAUGGAAUGGGAAGAAUCCAAAUUUGAAUUUCCUCCCGGCCUGAAAGAAGCUAUCAAAAAGCAUCUGAUUUGGCAGUGCUGUUCGCUGUGGUUGCAAAUAAAGAAUAUAUUGAAGAAAAUAAUGAUAAAUCCUUUAAUGGAACUAUUUAUUACACUGUGCAUUAUAACAAAUACCAUGCUGAUGGCAUUGGAAAAACUUUCAUUAUCACCAGAACAGGUUACUAAAGGAAAUAAUGUGUUCACUGCCAUUUUUACAGCUGAAAUGGUCCUCAAGAUGAUUGCCCUAGAUCCGUAUUACUAUUUUCAGUGCUCCUGGAAUGUGUUUGACUUCACUGUGGUUAUUGUAGGCAUAAUAAACCUGUUGCUAAACAUGCGAGCACCAAUUUUCAGAACGUUGAGAAUCUUCAAACUUUCAAAAUUUUGGCCAGCUUUAAAUAAGCUUAUGAAAAUAAUGUUGAAAUCAGUAGGCCCUCUGGGUAACCUCACCCUUGUUCUGAUAUUCACUGUAUUCAUUUUUGCUGUGGUCGGCAAGCAAGCCUUUGGGAAUUAUUACAGCGCUGUCACUGCUAAUGCUAGCAUCUGCAACAGCAAUAGUGUGCCAAAUUGUGCUUCCACUAACAGUUCUGAGACAUGCCAGUUGCGCUGGCAUAUGAAGGAUUUUUUACAUUCAUUUCUUAUUAUAUUCCGAAUUCUGUGCGGAGAAUGGAUUUCUACCAUGUGGGAGUGCAUGCAAGUUGCUGGGGAAGGACGGUGCAUAAUUCUAUUCAUGCUGGUCCUGAUUUUAGGAAACCUGGUGGUCCUCAAUCUCUUUAUUGCUCUGCUGCUGAGUUCCUUCAGUAGCAGUGGUUCCGAAACAGAGGAAGAUAACUGCAAACCUGACCCUGGAAAGGCUUUGGCACUUAUUCAGAGAGGGCUGCGAUUUGUCAGACUUUUCCUGUGGGAUUGGUGUUGCCAUGUCUUCCUGAAGAAGCUGAGGAUAACAGGCACGAAGAAAAAGAGUGAGACCACCCUCACUGAAAGAUCCUGUGAUGCCGAACCCACGAAAGAGAUGUCAGCGAACUUUGCUGGCAUGGAAUCCUCCGGGAACUGGGAUAAACUUCCGUGGGAUAGAAAGCAGGAAGAUUUCACGAUAGAUUACAGAGAGAUCCCCCCUAUUCCCCUGGCUGAACUGGAGACAUUAAGCAUUGAGGAAAUGGACCCUAGUACCCUGGAGAACAAUCUGCGAAAGAGGAGAGAGAUACACCAAGGCCAAAAUCGAAGACUCUCUUCUCAAGUUUCUGACACUACAAGUAUUUGGUCUUUGGAUAUACCCAAGAGAUCGGAUUGCGAUACGAGCUGUUCAGAGAUCAGCACAGUGGAUCAGAGAUCUCCUGUCCAUCAGGUGCUUGAAGUCAAAAAGGAACCUCAGGACUGCUUCCCACAAGUCUUCAUGAAAUUGUUUCCAUGCUGCAGAGUGAAUACAGAUACAUUUCCAGGCAACACUUGGUGGAGAUUUAGAAAAACCUGCUACAAAAUUAUAAAACAUAAUUGGUUUGAAUCCUUUAUUAUAUUCAUGAUAUUACUGAGUAGUGGUGCUCUGAUCUUUGAAGACAUCUACCUUAAUAGAAGAAAGAUCAUAAAAAAUAUUCUCGACUAUGCCGAUGUAUUCUUUUUCUGUAUCUUUUUCUUGGAGAUGCUUCUCAAAUGGGUGGCCUAUGGCUUUAGGAAAUAUUUUACUAAUGGCUGGUGUAUUCUUGAUUUCUUUAUUGUAUGUGUAAGUACCUUGUAUUUUCUUGUUAUGUGCAUUGGUGCAAUCAAUAUCUCCACGAAAUCUCUAAGAACAUUGAGGGCCCUUAGACCUCUUCGAGCACUGUCUAGAUUUAAAGGAAUAAAGGUUGUUGUGAAUGCUCUGGCUGGCGCUAUCCCUUCCAUUGGAAACGUGCUUCUUGUCUGCAUUGUACUUUGGCUGCCAUUUAACAUCUUAGGAGUGCAAUUGUUUGGAGGGAAGUUUUCAUGUUUGAACGUUGAAAAUAAGAAAAGUUGUAAUAAUAGGGCUAUCAACUUUGAUCAUGUUGGGAACGGGUACCUAGCUCUCCUUCAAGUGGCAACAUUUAAAGGCUGGAUGGACAUUAUGUAUGCUGCAGUAGAUUCAGCUAAUGAAAAUUCCACCCAGCCAUGUUUUGAAAACAACGUAUAUGCAUACAUUUACUUUGUGGUUUUUAUUAUAUUUGGAUCCUUCUUCAUGCUGAACCUCUUCAUUGGUGUGGUUAUUGAUAAUUUUAACCAGCAAAGAAAAAAGAUAAGUGGAGAACUCAUCUUUUUGUCAGAGGAUCAAAAGAAAUAUUAUAAUGCACUAAAAAAACUUGGUACCAAGAAACCACAUAAGACUAUUCCACGACCUCUGAACCAGUUCCAAGGAUUACUUUUUGAUAUUGUAAACAAGCAAGCAUUUGAACUGUUCAUUAUCAGCCUGAUUUUCUUGAAUGUGGUGGUCAUGGCCGUGGAAUACGAAGGUCAAGAUGUGGCUGCUGACCAACUUCUUGAGAAGAUCAACUGUGUCUUUGUGGCCCUCUUCACUGGCGAGUGUGUGAUGAAACUGUUGGCUUUGAGGCUUUAUUUCUUCAAAGACUCCUGGAACAUAUUUGAUUUGGUGGUUGUCAUUCUUUCAAUCAUUAGCCUUGCAGCAACCCAACUUUGGCGACGCCUCAAUUUCCCGCCAACCAUCCUGCGUGUCAUUCGAGUGAUCCGUAUCAGCCGCCUCCUGAGGCUGAUCCGAGGCGCGAGAGGGCUGCGCACCCUGCUUUUCGCCCUGCUGAUGUCCCUCCCCGCUCUCACCAACAUCGGGCUCCUCCUCUUCCUGAUCAUGUUCAUUUACGCUAUAUUUGGCAUGGCUAAUUUCUCCUGCGCGAGUUGGGUGCAAGGGAUUGACGACAUUUUCAACUUCCAGACCUUUGGCAACAGCAUGCUUUGCCUCUUCCAGAUAACCACGUCCGCUGGCUGGGAUGAGCUUCUGGGACCGAUGCUCCUCCCCCAGGACAUCUAUAAGUGCGCUCCAAACAUCAAAUCCGCCCCACAAAAGAGCCCCUGUGUCAACAGCAAGGUGGCCAUUGCCUAUUUUGUCAGCUACGUCAUUAUUUCGUUCCUGAUUGUAGUCAACAUGUACAUUGCUGUCAUCAUCGAGAAUCUGAACGUUGCCACCGAAGAGAGCACAGAGCCACUGGGCGAUGAUGACUUUGAAAUCUUUUAUGAGAUCUGGGCAAAAUUUGACCCCAAAGCAACCCAGUUUAUCUCUUACUCAGCACUCUCCAACUUUGCAGAUGCCCUGGCAGAACCUUUGCGGAUACCAAAACCGAAUAGUCAGCAGUUGUUGUCCAUGGACCUUCCGAUAGUCAAUGGGAAUAAAAUCCACUGCCUGGAUAUUUUGUUUGCUUUUACCAAAAGGGUGCUGGGAGAAUCUGGAGAAAUGGACUCGUUUGAGUCCCAAAUAGAAGAAAAAUAUCCAGAGAAGAUUGCCUAUGAGCCGAUCGUGACAACUCCCAAGAGAAAGCAGGAUGAGUCUGCCGUCAUAAUUCAAAGAGCUUAUCGGAUGCAUCUUUUCCAGCGUGCAGGAAGGGUAGCACCUCAGGAACCCUUUGUAACCAUCUCCUUGGAGAAUAUUCCAGAAGAGGAAAACUUAUCUGUGUUCAGUCUGAGUGAAAAUGAAGGCAGCCAGUCCAAUAAUUCUCAGAGUUCGUCUUCGGUGGCCAUUCCUCCAUCCUACAGUAACAUGAUGAGCAUUGCUCCUGUCCUUCAACAGGAGGAGUCCUCAGACCAUAAGGGUGAUACAAAGUGA
This is a messenger RNA of Pseudonaja textilis, 5271 nucleotides long. NCBI's taxonomy places the organism in Eukaryota, Metazoa, Chordata, Lepidosauria, Squamata, Elapidae. The record is from RefSeq and is a predicted model, not a curated record.